AUGGCCACCUUCCUCCGAAGGUCUGGCAACCUUGCUCGAUUCUCGAGGAGAGCCACGGAAUCCAUCAGUCACACUCCGGCAUCUGCACGGGUGCCCUCGUCGCGGCUUUCCUCUUUCAUCACAUCUCACCGUAUUCGAACUUAUUCAACCGGCCCCGGCGGCCCCGGCCCUGACGACAAGUCCCGGAAUACUCCAAGUGGCAGUGGACCCGAGAACAAUGGGCGCAAAGACGAGGAGCCGAAGAAACCGGAGUCGGUUCUGAGUGAGGAGGACCAGAAGAACCUGGAUGCUUUCGUAAAGCACGUGGAGGGGCGUUUGCCUGAAUCACAGCAUGCUGCCCUUCAUGCGAUGCGGAAACAAUUGAUGCGGGAUGGACUACCGGCCGACGUUAAGAACUUCAUUGACAGACACCGCGAGGCUUCGAUGAUGGACUACCUCCGGAUGAUUCGGUUUUUAUUUAAGUACACCAAUGAACAAGCCGGAAAAGAAGCGAAUGCAGACAUCGCUCGUAUGCUGAACAAAACGCCCGAGGAGUUGAAGAAGGAGCGCGAGGAGUUGGAAAAGAAGCAGCAUGGCUCAGACACAGAGAAGGGAAAAGAGGAACCUGGCCAGGAAAAGAAGGAGAAGGAACAACAGCAGAAGAAGAAAUCAGGGCAACCUCCCGGUGGAAAAGUGUUUGAGUUCCGUUUCGAUCCCGCCGCCUUCGCCGUCACCUCACUCGUUACAUACUACAUCUACCGCAGCUUUUUCCCCGGUGAGAACGCAGGUAGUGAAAUCACCUGGCAGGAAUUCCGUGCCAAGUAUCUUGACAAGGGUAUUGUUGAGAAGUUGACCGUGCUCAACCGCAACAGAGUCCGUGUUGACACUCAAUCAAAUCCCGAUAACUCCGGCCCCGUAUACUUCAGCAUUGGAUCUGUCGACAGCUUUGAGAUGAAGCUGGAGCAGGCUCAGUACGAACUGGGUAUCCCGGCCCAUGAACGUAUCCCGGUUGCCUAUAUUGAUACAGUAUCUUGGGGCGAGGCUCUUAUGACCUUUGCUCCCACUUUGCUGUUGAUUGGUGGUAUCUAUUGGUUCUCUCGGCGCGCUGGCGGUGGUGGUGGCGGCGCAAGUGGAAUAUUUGGUAUGGGCAAGAGUCGCGCGAAGAAGUUCAACCAGGAGACCGACAUCAAGAUCAAGUUUGCCGAUGUUGCUGGUAUGGACGAGGCCAAGGUUGAGAUUAUGGAAUUCGUCAGCUUCCUUAAGCAGCCUGAGCGAUUCGAGAGACUUGGUGCCAAGAUCCCUCGUGGUGCUAUUCUCUCUGGUCCCCCUGGUACUGGUAAGACUCUGCUUGCUAAGGCCACCGCUGGUGAAUCCGGCGUGCCUUUCUUCAGCGUCAGUGGUUCCGAGUUCGUCGAAAUGUUUGUCGGUGUCGGUGCGUCUCGUGUCCGUGAUCUGUUCGCCAAUGCCCGGAAGAACACCCCCUGUAUCAUUUUCAUUGAUGAAAUUGAUGCAAUUGGCAAGUCCCGGGCAAAGCAAACCUUUGGCGGCGGCAGCGAUGAGCGCGAGGCAACCUUGAACCAGAUUCUUACCGAGAUGGACGGUUUCAACACUUCCGAGCAGGUCGUCGUUCUGGCCGGUACUAACCGACCUGAUGUUCUCGAUAAGGCUCUCAUGCGUCCUGGCCGAUUCGACCGACACAUUAACAUUGAUCGCCCUACCAUGGAUGGCCGCAAGCAGAUCUUCCGUGUCCACCUGAAGAAGAUCGUUACCGACGAGAACAUGGAGUUCCUGGAAGGCAAACUCGCUGCUCUUACCCCUGGCUUCGCCGGUGCGGAUAUCGCGAACUGCGUUAACGAGGCCGCCCUUGUUGCUGCUCGCGAAAACGCUGAUAAGGUCGUUAUUAAGCACUUUGAACAGGCUAUCGAGCGUGUCAUUGGUGGUCUUGAGAAGAAGUCUCUUGUGCUAACGCCCCGGGAGAAGCGCACCGUCGCCUACCACGAGGCCGGUCACGCCAUCUGUGGCUGGUACUUCGAGUGGGCCGAUCCUUUACUCAAGGUGUCCAUCAUCCCUCGUGGAUCAGGCGCUCUUGGUUACGCCCAGUACCUUCCCGCUAAUGGAGAUACCUACACAAUGACCACUAAGCAGCUCAUGGACCGCAUGGCCAUGACCCUCGGUGGUCGUGUCAGCGAGGAGCUUCACUUUGACACCGUGACCAGCGGUGCCAGUGACGACUUCAACAAGGUUACUCGCAUGGCCACCGCUAUGGUGACCAAGUUCGGUAUGUCGAAGAAGAUUGGCUACGUCCACUACGAGGAAGACUCUGGGCAACAAUUCCAGAAGCCCUUCUCCGAGGACACCGCUCGCAACAUUGAUUCCGAAGUGCGUCGCAUCAUCGACGAGGCUUACAAGCAGUGCCACGACCUUCUGACUGAGAAGAAGAAGGAAGUUGGUCUCGUCGCUGAAGAGCUCCUGUCCAAGGAGGUCCUCGGCCGUGAAGAUAUGAUCCGUCUUCUUGGACCGCGUCCUUUCGCUGAAUCUGGCGACAUUCUUAAGUACUUCGAUGGUCGGGAUGGUCAGGUCAUCGCACCGCCGGAGCCUACUCUGCCCGAGGAGGGUUCUGGCCAGGACCAAACUCCUCCUAUCCUUUGA
Molecule: messenger RNA, 2628 nt
Organism: Penicillium odoratum
Lineage: Eukaryota; Fungi; Ascomycota; Eurotiomycetes; Eurotiales; Aspergillaceae
Product: ATP-dependent metallopeptidase FtsH/Yme1/Tma family protein
Exons: 2
Coding region: 1-2628 (875 amino acids)
Biological process (GO): mitochondrial protein processing; protein-containing complex assembly
Cellular component (GO): m-AAA complex; membrane
Molecular function (GO): ATP-dependent peptidase activity; ATP hydrolysis activity; zinc ion binding
Source: RefSeq, a predicted model, not a curated record